Molecule: messenger RNA, 1281 nt
Organism: Peromyscus leucopus (white-footed mouse)
Lineage: Eukaryota; Metazoa; Chordata; Mammalia; Rodentia; Cricetidae
Product: group 10 secretory phospholipase A2
Exons: 4
Coding region: 91-549 (152 amino acids)
Biological process (GO): lipid catabolic process; phospholipid metabolic process; arachidonate secretion
Molecular function (GO): phospholipid binding; calcium ion binding
Source: RefSeq, a predicted model, not a curated record
GCAGGAUUGCUGAGUGUACGACUAGCCCUUCUGGUCAGUCCCACACCUGCCACCCUCCUACGCCUGUGGACUACCCUGUGCUGGCUAAUAAUGCUGCUGCUGCUGCUGCUACUGUUGCUGCUAGGACCUGGACCCAGACUCAAUGAGGCAACAAGGAGGUCACAUGUGUACAAGCGUGGGCUCCUGGAACUGGCAGGAACCUUGGAUUGUGUUGGUCCUCGAUCACCGGUGGCCUACAUGAACUAUGGCUGUUAUUGUGGCCUGGGUGGCCAUGGAGACCCACGUGAUGCCAUUGACUGGUGCUGCCACCGCCAUGACUGCUGCUACUCUCGAGCUCAGGAGACUGGCUGCAGCCCCAAGAUAGACCGCUACGCAUGGAAAUGCAUCGACCACCGCAUCCAGUGUGGACCUGCAGAGAACAAAUGCCAAGAACUCCUGUGCAAGUGUGACGAGGAGCUUGCGUACUGCCUUGCAGGAACAGAGUAUCACCUGAAAUACCUCUUCUACCCCUCGGUUUUAUGUGAGAAGGACUCACCCAAGUGCCACUGAUAGGCUGGCCUUGAAAUGUUCGUUUGACCACGGAAAUGAAGUUUGCUUUCAGUAAUGAACAACUUCAUUCAAUUUCUGCAGGAGGUAGUGGGAGCCAGGUGAUAAAGCCUUGUGUUUGCUUUCUCCCUCCAUUCAGGAGCUUGGGACUGUUAGCCUGUGGAGUGGCUAGUUUGAUGAAAGCUGAGUCCUGGGUCUGUCUUAUACAGCCACCACUGUGCUGUACUGCUAUCAGUGUUGAAGCUCAACCUUUAUGAAACAGUGUGCUAUCUUCUAACCUGCUGUUGAUGGCUGGGGGUCAACUGGGGAUGAACUCCUGCUUGUAGGCUUGGCUGUGGUAAUAAGAUUGCCACGUGAUACACCUAAGAACUGUUACUAUAAUAAAAAUAUUCCCUACCUUUCUCAGCCUUGGGUAAAAUUUACUUCCUGAAAGCUAGGUGUGGUAGCACACACUUGCAGUAUUCUGCUGGGAGGUUGAGGUUGAAAGGUCACCUGAGCCCAGGAGUUUGACACUAUCUUGGGUAGGACAGAAGACUCUGUUUCUAAAAGAAAAAGAAAAUUAUUUCCUGGGCUAGUGGUACAACUGUGUAUUAAAGCAUUUGUGUAGCAUGCUUGAGGUUCUGAGUUUGAUUUCCAACAUCUCAAGAAAAAAAAAAAAUCAAAAGAAAAGAAAACGUAGAGCAAUAUAUGAAGCACUAAAAAGUGAAACCACAGGCCAGAAGAAUGGCUCAGUGG